AUGGGGAGAAGAACAACAACAACAACAAGCACGACGAGAAUCAUGCGAAGAGCGAUCUUUACUUUCCUGCAAAACUACCAAUGCUUCACCUCAACCUCGUCGCUUCUCGCGUUCCCGUUCGCCGUCUCGACACUCCUCUCUCAGAUGCUCGUUUAUUCGUCGGAUGUUUUCCCGGUAAUCCACGCUCGCUUGAGGUCGCUUUUUCUUGCCGCCGGUUUUCCUCUCUCUUCGGAACUAUUCUCCCUUCUCAAUCUCAAGCUCUCUCAAACAAUCCUCUCGUUUCUCUUCGUCUCUCCCUUCACAUACUCAUUUCUCCUCCUCGCCAAAGCAUCAGUAAUCAAAACCUUCGAUCAAAAUAAACCCGAAGAAAAUCCCCGAGUUUCUUCUUCGAUUUCGCUUUUCAUUCCACUUCUCAUCACUCAACUAUGCAACUCGUUACUCAUACUUGCGGCCAACGCCACUUGUUUCUUCAUCCUAGUCAUAUUCUUCAACUUUUUAUACGUUCUAGGCAUCUCUUCACCGGGGCCCACAAUGCUCGUUUCUGCCUUGGGGGUCGUAAUUUACUCCAUUGUUCUUGCGAAUGCUUACAUCGUCAGUAAUUUAGCUUUGGUGUCGACUGGAAUGGAGAAGAGGGGUGGGUUCAUCUCGAUUCUCAAGGCGUGUGUUAUGAUAUUAUUACAGGGUAGAAAUGCAACUGCAUUGUCAUUGGCUGUGCCCGUGAGUAUGUCUUUGGCGGCCAUUGAAGCUCUUUUUCAAUACAGAAUAGUCGGAGCUUAUAAUAACGGUGGAGAUGCAAUUGCGAUGAUUAUCGAGGGAGUGCUCGUCGCUUACUUGUACGCUUUGGUACUCGUUCUUGAUACAGUUGUCGGUUGUGUAUUUUGGAAGAUUUGUACGAAAGAUCAGCGGAUAAUUGACGAGGAGGAAAUGCACUCUUACAAGAUUGAAAUCGAAGACAGAGAUGGAAAGUUUCUUGCAAAAUCGAUGUCGCUAGACGAAAUAAUUCCUUAA
This is a messenger RNA of Erythranthe guttata (spotted monkey flower), 1008 nucleotides long. RefSeq lists its product as uncharacterized. The record is from RefSeq and is a predicted model, not a curated record. Lineage: Eukaryota; Viridiplantae; Streptophyta; Magnoliopsida; Lamiales; Phrymaceae.